Molecule: messenger RNA, 1984 nt
Organism: Coregonus sp. 'balchen'
Lineage: Eukaryota; Metazoa; Chordata; Actinopteri; Salmoniformes; Salmonidae
Source: the annotation of a GenBank genome assembly
AUGUCAAUCAAUAUAAGUUGGUGCAAUGAUGUGGUUGACAGGUUACAGCCCAAUGUUGACACCAGACAGAAACAGCUUGCAGCAUGGUGCUCCCUUGCUCUGUCCUACUGCCGCCAUCACAAGCUCUACACUCUGGACGUCAUGGAAGCCCAAGAGAGCCCAGUGUUCAACCACAAGAAUAUUGAUAGUAUCCUUUUAUCUAUCAUGUUCUGAGAUUCACUUACUGACACGCAUGUCAUAGAUCUAACCAAACCAAAGAAAUCACAGGAGGCCAUCUGGCUCUACUAUCCUGUUAUUUGUUGUUGGAUAGCAGCAUACCACCCUGCAUCCCACUGGUGGCUUGCCUCUGAAGCUAAGCAGAGUUGGUCCUGGUCGGUCCCUGGAUGGGAGACCAGAUGCCAGUAGGAGGCUCUCUUUCUCUGGUUUAAGAAAAAUAUCCCAAUGCCCCAGGGUAGUGAUUGUGGACAUUGACCUAAAAAUAAUAUCCCAGGUCAGUGAUUGGGGACAUUUCCCUGUGUAGGGUGCUGUCUUUCGGAUGGGAUGUUAAACAGGUGUCCUGACUCUCUGUGGUCACUAAAGAUCCCAUGGCACUUAUUGUAAGAGUAGGGGUGUUAACCCCGGUGUCCUGGCUAAAUUCCCAAUCUAGCCCUCAUGGCCACCUAAUCAAACCCCAGCUUCCAAUUGGCACAUUCAUCCCCCCUCCUCUCCCUUGUAACUAUUCCCCAGGUCGUUGCUAUGAAUGAGAAUGUGUUCUCAGUCAACUUACCUGGUAAAAUAAGGGAUAAAUAAAUAAGACUUUGAGGCUAGGGAAAUGUAAUAAGGAUGUUCUCUGAAAUUAUACCCACUGAAUGUUUCACCUCAGAAACCUUAACUGAUCAUUCAGGAAAACUAUCAACGGAUGCCAUACUAAUUGUUUUUGAGGAAUUAAGGAAAAAAGGUAACAGGGCUGCUUUUAUUGAAGGAUGGAUUCUGAUACUUAUUCUGACACUAACAAUAAUUUAACGAUAUUGUUUGCAGGGAACCUGGAAUGGUUAGACAAGAACAAGACACGGUGUCUAGUCAUGUGGAGGAGGCCAGAGGAAUGGGGGAAACUGAUUUACCAGUGGGUGAGUAGGUCUGCUAUAGGCCCUGAUCUAAAGUAAUGCACUAUAUAGGGAAUAGGGUGCCAUUUGGGAUGUACAUUGUUAGAAGAAUACUGCAAUGUAGCAUCAUUAUAGAAGAUAUGCUGUAGCCUAGUAGUUUUCCAGCAAGUAAUAGUCUAAAUCCUGGUGUUAUCCGUACUCUGUUGAUACUUCUUGAUGAAAGGAGUUCAUGUUCCCUCUCCCUAUCAUUUCAGGUCUCUAAAAACGGUAUGGCCAAUACAGUGUUUACGCUCUAUGAGCUCGCCAACGGUGACGACACAGAAAGCGAAGGUAGCAUUUCUAUCUAUUCAUCAGUACCUAAAGACAUCUGUACUAUUUCAUACCUUCGGUUGAGCUGUACAGCAAAAGUAAUUAGAUGUAACCCAUUUCCCACAGAAUUCCAUGGGCUGGAGGACUGGAUGCUGAUUCGUUCUCUGCAGGCCCUGCAGAUGGACGGCAAGGCAGAGGUCAUCACCAUGGACGACGGGAAGGGGGUCAAGUUCUUCUGAAGAGGCAUUGCAUUGUGGGAUUGAUCAAGUGCUCAACUCAGACUGGGAACCUUUAUCCUUAUAGGCUGUGAGAGUACUGCUAGCCUGGUCUCAGAUCUGUUUGGGCUGUCCUGCCAACUCCCUGUGGUCAUUUGCGUGACACAGGAGGUGGCAAGACAGUGCAAACAGAUCUGGGACCAGCUUAAUGAAGGUUCUGCUGUUUAAAAGGCUAUUAUUUGCACCUCAGCACCCAAUCCAUGUGGUUGAUGAUAGUAAUUGUCAUUCUUUGGUUUAGGAAGUUGCCUUUUUUGGUUCACCCAAGUUAAAAGCAUUUUCUUAUUGGAAGGGAACCAAUCUUGCUAGUAAAUUCCAUCU